GUGAGAGGAAGGUUGAGGAAGAGUGAUAACAACUGUGUGUGAUGCUCAAAAUGAAGUCAGGGUUGGGCAGGGAAACAAUGGAAAUCUACUAACUACAAAUUAACUCCUUCGCCUCACAUUCAUGUGUAAAGAUAUGGCUCUGGAGCUAAGGCUUCACAGCCCAUGUGGUGGAGAACCAGCAAUCUAUCAAUGGCCUUUAACAGCAUCGGAUAAAUAUGACAGGGCCACUGAAAUUGUUGACACUAUAAGAUGGGUUUGUGAAGAUUUUCCUGAGCUAAAACUAGCAAUGGAAAAUUAUGUACUCCAUGAUUAUGAUACAAAAAGUUAUGAAAGUAUGAAAAAAUUAUGUGAUAAGUACAAUAGAGCAAUUGAUAGCAUUUUGCAACUGUGGAAAGGCACAUCUAGACCUGCCCAACUUCAGACCAAACCCAGCAAUGGCUUGCUUCGCCACAUAUUACAACAGGUUUAUAAUCAAGCAGUCACAGAUCCAGAAAAAUUAAAUCAGUAUGAACCCUUCUCACCUGAGGUUUAUGGAGAAACAUCCUUUGAAUUUAUUACUCAAAUGAUUGGAGAAUUAGAUAUUACUGAAGAUGAUAUUUUCAUUGAUCUCGGCAGUGGUGUGGGACAAGUUGUUUUGCAAAUGGCAGCCACUACACCCUGCAAAAAGUGCAUUGGAAUUGAAAAGGCUGAUGUGCCAGCUAAAUAUGCAGAGGAGAUGGAUAGAACAUUUCGAUUUUGGAUGAAAUGGUAUGGAAAGAAGUAUGGUGAAUACAUUCUUUUGCGUGGAGACUUUUUGUCCGAAGAGCAUAGAGAUACCCUCCUGAAUGCUACCUUGCUCUUUGUGAACAAUUUCGCGUUUGGGCCAAAUGUAGACCAUAUGCUCAAGAUGCGUUUUGCCGACAUCAAAGAUGAGGCAAGAGUUGUGUCUUCUAAAGCUUUUUGUCCACUGAAUUUUCGAAUCACAGACAGAAAUCUUAGCGAUAUUGGCACUAUAAUGAAUGUAAGAGAAAUAACACCUUUAAAGGGCUCAGUUUCAUGGACUGGAAAACCGGUUUCAUAUUUCUUGCAUACUAUAGAUCGUACAAAGCUGGAACAUUAUUUUCAGAGGAUAAAAAAUCCUAGAAUUAAGGAUGAAGAUCUUCCUCUUAAUCGAGCUAAACGCUUGAAGAAUGGAAUUUCAAACCCCUGUAUUUUGGAUUCUUCAUCUAAUGACUCCAAAGAAGAAAGUUCACUCUCUGGACCUACUACCCGAAAGGCUUGGUCGGAUUGGUGUAGCAACAAAAUAAAAGUUAGCUCUGUAACAAAUAGUGGUCAAGAUAGUAAUGAAGAGAAUGAACCCAUGAAGCGCAAUUGUAAUUCUGUGGAUGGUAUGCUGAAAAGCCGAAAGCUAAGGCGGUCUGAGAGAAAGAGAGGACCAGGAAGACCAAAGAAAAAUACAGCAAAAGCCAAAAGAAACAAGCCAUUGAAGUUCAGUGGCUUAGAUCUUCUUCAUGCUCAAACUGUACUUAGCACAUCAAAUUCAGUGAAUUCUGAUCCUGCACCUGGUUGUAUUGAUCAAAAACUGAGUAACACUGUUCCAUCAACUCAAGAGCAUCAGUUGGAAAAUUCAAAUGUUAUCGAUACUUUCAUGUUAGCUCAGAAACGUUUGAUAUUGGAUUUCAUUGAAUGCAUGAAAUCAGCAGGUUAUAAAAAUUUACUUGAGAAACAAAUAGAAGAAGAAAAGGAACGCAGCAAACAGUUAAAGAAGUAUGUUUUUAAUCUCAGAACAGUUGUUGGUUGCUUGAAAGAGGAAGGAGUAUCGUUAUUAAAAAACAGAUUCUCAGUGUUAGGCUACACAAUCAACAAUUCAAAUGAUUUAAAUUCCCAGAUUAAUAACAGUAUAAGAGAAUAUAUGAAGCAGUGCUCUGUUGCCCAACAGCUGAAAACUGAAAUAUCUGAGCUAGAAAUGGAAUACAAAAAACUGAAAAGACCCCGUCUUGACAAAAUUGAUGAAGCACAUUUUAGUGAAAUAUUGCAGAAAGAAAUAACAGCUCAUAAAGAAAAUGUUGAAAAUUCUCAGAGAAAAAGUAGAGAAAAGACACCUCAGAAAGUGGCCUUUCGAGACAUAUCCCAUAAAAACACAGUUGAUAGUAAAAAAUGUCAUUCGGAUAUAAAAGCUCACCAUUUAUCCCCUAAACAGCAAAGAAUCCAUGAUAGUAUAAUCAUUCCAAACUUUCAGGACCGAAUAAAAACCAUCAUAGCAUCUGCUUUAAAAGAUCCUCAGGUUCCAAAUGCUAACUCUGGAUCAUCAGCUACUAAGCAUAAAGAUAAUUCAAAUGCCAUAGGGACAACUAUUUCUGCUUCAUCUCACAAAAGCUGUGGGGAAACAUUUAGCAAAGGGGAUGAACUUACAUCUAGAGGAAGUAAUGCUACUAAUAGAUCAAAAUAUAUCACAAAUACUGAAAAUAAACACAUCAGCGUAACAAAUUACCACGAUUCUUCUGCUAAAGAGUACAAAAAGCAUGUUAAUAGUUUUAAGCAAGUUGAACUAUCGGAUCCAGAAGUCUCUAGUAGUUUAAAUAAUGUAGCAUAUUCACCAAUCAGUCCUAGUCGUACUCCUCCACCAUCGAAUAGCCCUGCCAUUCAUUCCCAAGAAGGCCCUGUAAAAUCUGUGUUGUCUGGCUAUUCAGUUAAUCUUGGCUUAUCUGUUACCAGAAGUUUUUCCCAAGAAUAUUCCAAUAAAACAAGAAUUUCGGGGCUAAAUUCAAGCAGUUGCAGUAAAAAUAAAGGUGAAAUAUCAAAGCAUAUCCAUGAUAAGAGUAGUUUAAAAUCAACAUCUCAUCUCUCUCAUUCAGUAGAAACAAAUAAAUAUAAAGAACCUGUUUCAUCAAAAAGUGCAAAUUCCAGACUUGAUCCUCAUCAGUCGAGCUCGAGUUUGGGAAGAGAAGAAAUGUAUGAUAGGAAGCAGAAACAUAAGCAUAGUAGUUCUCUUGAUGCUUUAAAAGAUAGAAGAAUAAAACAACGUGGAAGUUCUCAUCAUACUAAUGAAAGUAGAAAAAGUUCCAAAAGGGAAAGUUAUACAAAAGCUUCCAACUCCAAAUUUGAUUCAAAAAGGUCACAUUCUAAGCAUUCACAUUCAUCAUCUAGCAAAUUUUCAGGGAGUUCGUCUAAUAAAGAAAGAAGCAGUGGACAUAAUCAAUCCCAUGGUCAAAAGUGGCAAACCAAAGUCAGCAUUGGGUUUGACAAAUUGCUUGCUUUAGCAUCAACUCAGUUACAUCAUGUGAGUAGAGAGUAUAAAAGUAUUCAGGAAAAGAAGUCAAAAGAAGACAGCAUGAAAUCCUCCCAAAAAUCAGAUAAAUACAUUACUCCUCACAUUAGAUUGAAUAAAGAGUCAAGUGCUCCGCAAAAAAAUACUUUUGCUGACCAUUCAAGAAUAGUUUCUCAGGCAGAACCUCACAAAGCUUCCGGUCCAAAACCCAGUAAUGUAAACAGAUCAAAAAAGGGCCCUAGAACCCCUCCAGAUACACCACCUCGAACACCUUCUGUUUCACCUGAGAGAAGAGUUUCAGAAUCUCCAUAUUUUCAGUCUCAUAGCCCAAUAAGUAGCGCUGAGAGUGUAAGCAGUAAUCGUAGUUCUCUUAGCCCCCCAUAUAUCAGCCCAGCUCGAGGAAGUAGUAAGGAUAGGUCUAGAUCCACUAGCCCUUACAGUAGUCGAGCAUCGAGUUCUGAAAGGCAUGGUGAUAAAUUUUCUACAAGAAAUUCGAAAAAUGGUUCUUAUGAAAAUGAUGAACACCAGAAAAAAGCACAAGCAAAAUGCAGAUGGCAGUCCAAAAAUAGCAAAUCAGACUAUCAGCAACGGUCUUGGACUAAAGACAAAGAUUCUUCAAAAUCCAAACCUGCUCAGAUGCAACAUAAAAGCAGUUCAAAAAGUGAUGCAUCAACAUCAGAAAAAUCUGCUGCUUCAUCUAUGGGAAAUUGUGAUGUAAUGAGGCAGUUAGACUAUGUGUCUCAGCAGGCUAAAGAUGUUUUAGCUCAUGCACCAAAUGGAUAUUCUGUUGUAAUGACACCAUCACCGUUGCAUGCAAUUUAUGUUCCAACUGCAGGAGUGUGCAAUCAACCACCUUUACCACCUCGACCACAGACAUUAACUUCGAAAUCAAGCAAUGCCAAUUAUUCUGUUAGCAAUGGUUGCACCCCUUCUAUGUCUACUAAUCCUAUCCUCAAUUUCACCAUACCACCACCAAAUUUUAGUAUGCCGCCACCACAUCCUUCCUCGGGCUCGGUUAAUAUGUCACAAAUGUUAUCUACUCCUCAACAGGUUCAACCAAUUCAGCUGCCAGAUGUUACUGUUCCACCUCCAAACAUGGUGUCAGUCAAUUCAUAUCUUUCAUCAUCUAGUAUUCAGUCUUGUCCACCACAACUUGAACCAGCUGUACCAAAUAAUCAUGUAUAUAGACAAACAUCUCAAUCUCAUCCACCACCACUUCCUCCUACUGUAUCUCCUGCUUCCCCAUUUAAUACAAUGGUGCAAAAUCAACUGUAUAGAGCAAAUCAGAAGUCACUGAAUAAUGGAACUUCUACACACCAGCUAGACUACAGGCAUUGUGCUCUACCUGGAAAUGGAAAUAGCAAUUAUUAUUCAGCUCAAGCUCACUUUAUGGCAUAAACAUGGAUUUGCUACCUCAUCUUUAGAAAGAGCAUGUACCUCUUUUGGCUGGCCAGUGGAUGUUGUAGAAGUCCGAGCCAUUAAAUGUCAACACUGCCACAAAAAAGCUUUGUUAUCUUCAACCUCGCAAGUACAAAGUCAUUGUUUGAAGAUGGGAGCUUUUUUUUUUUAAUCAUUUCUCAGCAAUUCAUAUUCCUUUCAUGGAAAAGUAUACAAUUCCAUGCAAGAUUGUGAGAGAAGCAGUGUAUGCUUAUGCAUUAUUGUACGCUUAGUGUCCAAAAGUCACAUUUAACAUAUUUUGUUUGCGUUGAAUGCCAUUGUUUAAAUUAUCUUGCACUGCAAGUUUGCACACUUAUCAUAUGUGAAAGAAGUUAAUCUUUCUUAAAUCUUAACUUUCUAGUGAGUUGAAAUUUGUAUAAGCUUAAAAUGUUUUACUCACUAUUUAGAAACAAAUAUCAUAUAUGUAAUUCAGUUUUUCAUGGGAAGACUUAUUCACCCCCUCCCCCCUUUAUGCUAUUAUUUUUUAAUAUACAAAAUAGAUUUGCAUUAUUACACAUUUUUGAUGUGGACCUUCAAAUGUGGGGCGUUCAAUUUGGCUCUAUAAGAACUAAAGCAAGUGUGAAAUUUAUCUUACUUUUUCUAGAAGACAAUUCAGGUCUAAAGUGACUUUUUAGUAGAAUUUGCCUUAAUUUAUCAUCAUUAGUUUCAGUAUUGCUGAAAAGUGUUUACUUGUUACGUGACUUUUGGACAUAUCUGCUUAUUCUCUCAGAUAACUAUUUUUAUCAUUUUUGUUCUACGUAAGGAUAGAAGCAAUGUAGCAAAUUUAAAAUGCAUGAUUGUUCAAGUUUUGUGCUGCUUUUAUUUAUGUUAUAGUGAGGAAAAAGCAAUGUAGAUAAUUUAAAAUGAAUAAUUAUCCUGUUUUGUGCCGUUUUAAUUUGUUACAAAAAUUAAGAAGCAAUUCAGCGAAUUUACAAUGCAUAAUUAUUCUGUUUUGUGAUGUUUUAAUUUAUGUUAAAAAGAGGAAGAAGCAAUUCAGCGAAUUUACAAAUCAUAGUUAUCCUGUUUUGUGCUGUUUUAAUUUAUGUUGUGAAAAGGAAGAUUUAUAAAUAGUUAAAUUGAACUUGGCCUAAUGAGUUAAAACAUGUUUCUAUGUCCUAAUUCUUAAAUUUUUGAUUUGUCAUAAAAAAUAAUUUAUAAAUCAAUUCAAAAAAAUAUUUUGAAACUGUCGGUGAUUUGUUGAAAGCUGGAGUUCAAAAAUCCUCUGCCUCAAAAAAAAAAAAA
Uloborus diversus is the source of this 5926-nucleotide messenger RNA. RefSeq lists its product as uncharacterized. Lineage: Eukaryota; Metazoa; Arthropoda; Arachnida; Araneae; Uloboridae. The transcript is spliced from 20 exons. Gene Ontology annotation, cellular component: nucleus. Gene Ontology annotation, molecular function: histone H3K79 methyltransferase activity. The record is from RefSeq and is a predicted model, not a curated record. Gene Ontology annotation, biological process: DNA repair; DNA damage checkpoint signaling; regulation of transcription regulatory region DNA binding. Bases 122 to 4645 code for a protein of 1507 amino acids.